GGCUCGCCUCGCCCUGGUAUCUCCUAAUCCCAUAACUUCACUGCCCUGAAAUCUGAGUCUUCCACCGAGAUAAUAUGAUAGGAACUUUCAGUGGUUUGGAGCCGUUUCCUACUUAGACUCAUGCGCGCGCGCCCUCCAGAUCUCCCGAGAGCUUGGUGCAGAGCACACGCUGCUUGCUGAUCGCUCGGGCAACAAUGCCAUCUCUGCCUCAAGAAAGAGUUAUUCAGGGACCCUCUCCCUUGGAUCUGAAUACAGAAUUGCCCUAUGAAAGCACAAUGAAAAGGAAAGUCAGAAAGAAGAAAAAGAAAGAAACAAUUACAGCAAAUGUUGCUGGGACAAAGUUUGAAAUUGUUCGUUUAGUAAUAGAUGAAAUGGGAUUUAUGAAGGCUCCAGAUGAAGAUGAAACGAGUAACCUUAUAUGGUGUGACUCUGCAGUUCAGCAGGAGAAGAUCGCAGAGCUCCAAAACUACCAGAGGAUCAACCAUUUUCCAGGAAUGGGGGAGAUCUGUAGGAAGGAUUUCUUAGCAAGAAAUAUGACUAAAAUGAUCAAGUCCCGGCCUCUGGAUUAUACCUUUAUUCCUCGAACAUGGAUCUUCCCUGCUGAAUAUACUCAAUUCCAGAACUAUAUGAAAGAAUUGAAGAAAAAAAGGAAGCAGAAAACUUUCAUAGUAAAACCAGCUAAUGGUGCAAUGGGUCAUGGGAUUUCUUUGAUAAGAAAUGGUGACAAACUUCCAUCUCAGGAUCAUUUGAUUGUUCAAGAAUACAUUGACAAGCCUUUCUUAAUGGAAGGUUACAAGUUUGAUUUACGAAUUUAUAUUUUGGUAACAUCAUGUGAUCCACUAAAAAUAUUUCUCUACCACGAUGGACUUGUGCGAAUGGGAACAGAGAAGUACAUUCCACCUAAUGAGUCCAAUUUGACCCAGUUAUACAUGCAUCUGACAAACUACUCCGUGAACAAGCACAAUGAGCAUUUUGAAAGGGAUGAAACUGAGAACAGAGGCAGCAAACGCUCCAUCAAAUGGUUUACAGAAUUCCUGCAAGCAAAUCAACACGAUGUGGCCAAGUUUUGGAGUGACAUUUCAGAAUUGGUUGUUAAGACGCUGAUUGUGGCGGAACCUCAUGUCCUUCACGCAUAUCGGAUGUGCAGACCUGGGCAGCCUCCGGGAAGCGAAAGUGUGUGCUUUGAAGUCCUGGGAUUUGAUAUUUUGUUGGACAGAAAACUAAAGCCAUGGCUUCUGGAGAUCAAUCGAGCUCCAAGCUUUGGAACUGAUCAGAAAAUAGACUAUGAUGUAAAAAGAGGAGUGUUGCUAAAUGCGUUGAAGCUGCUAAACAUCAGGACCAGUGAUAAAAGGAGAAACUUGGCCAAACAAAAAGCUGAGGCUCAAAGGAGGCUUUACGGUCAAAAUUCAAUAAAAAGGCUCUUACCAGGCUCCUCAGACUGGGAACAGCAGAGACAUCAGCUGGAGAGGCGGAAAGAAGAGUUGAAAGAGAGACUUGCUCAAGUACGAAAGCAGAUCUCUAAAGAAGAACAUGAAAACCGACAUAUGGGGAAUUACAGACGAAUUUACCCUCCUGAAGACAAAACGCUCCUUGAAAAGUAUGAAAGUUUGUUGGCCGCUGCCUUUCAGACCUUUCUUUCAGGAAGAGCCGCUUCGUUCCAGCGAGAGCUGAAUAAUCCUUUGAAAAGAAUGAAGGAGGAAGAUAUUUUGGAUCUUCUGGAACAAUGUGAAAUUGAUGAUGAAAAGCUGACGGGCAAGACUGCCAGGCCUCGAGGACCAAAGCCUCUGUGUUCCAUGCCCGAGAGCACGGAGGCGAUGAGGAGACAGAAAUACUGCAGCAGCGACAGCAGCUACGAGAGCAGCAGCAGCGCCUCGGAGUCGGAUGAGCACGGGAAAGACGACUACCAGAAUAAGAAAAGAGAAAAGCAAGUUACUUAUAAUCUUAAACAGCCCAACCACUACAAACUAAUUCAACCAUCCAGCUCCAUAAGGCGUUCAUUCAGUUGCCCUCGGUCCAUCUCUUCUCAGUCACCUUCUAGUGUGGACAUCCGCCCCCUUUCUGCUCAGCAUCUGAUGUCAGCGUCCCGGCGAGCUUCAGUGUCUCGGUCGCAUUCCCUAAACCGGGCUUCCACCUACGCAAGGCACCUGCCUCCUGGUAACGAUGCCGGCUCUGCUAACUCUCAGAUGAGUGAGUCUUUGCAGCAAUCGAGAACAAGAGAAGACGAUGAAGAUCUAACAAGUCAGACCUUGUUUGUUCUCAAGGACAUGAAGAUCCGGUUUCCAGGAAAAUCAGAUGCAGAAUCACUACUUAUGGUAGAAGAUAUCAUUGAUAACUGGAAGUAUCAUAAAACAAAAGUGGCUUCAUAUUGGCUGAUAAAAUUGGACUCUGCAAAACAACGAAAAGUUUUGGACAUAGUAAAAACAAGUAUUCGCACAGUUCUUCCACGCAUCUGGAAGGGAACUGAUGUCGAUGAACUACAUUUGUAUCGGAUUUUUAACCGGGUUUUUAAUCGUUUACUAUGGAGUCAUGGCCAAGGACUGUGGAACUGUUUCUGUGAUUCAGGAUCCUCUUGGGAGAGUGUUUUCAGUAAAAGCCCGGAGGUGACUCCUUUGCAGCUCCAGUGUUGCCAGCGCCUGGUGGAACUGUGUAAACAGUGCCUGCUAGUGGUUUACAAAUACGCAAACGACUCAAGAGGAUCACUCUCAGGCAUUGGUACCGAUUGGGGUAAUUCCAGGUAUUUACUACCAGGAUGUACACAGUUCUUCAUGAGAUCACCAACCUACAACUUGAAAUACAGUUCACCUGGAAUGACUGGCUCCAAUGUUUUGUUUACAUCCCGAUAUGGCCAUUUGUGAAAUAGAAGGGAAGAUUGCCAUGGGUUAUGCAUAAUAGCAAUUCAUUUCCCCCCUAAUUUAAACAUGCAAAGAAGGCAACAUUAAGUGCUGUUUUAUGUACAUAUAUGUGAAAUAUAUACACACAUGCACUCAAAUAACAUGUAUAUUUAUUAUAAUAUAUGAAAGAAGAAUUAGCAGAAAACUUGAUUAUAAGACUUAACCUUUCUGGAAAUGUAAUAAACCAUGUUAAUAUUGUUUACACAAA
Molecule: messenger RNA, 3099 nt
Organism: Miniopterus natalensis
Lineage: Eukaryota; Metazoa; Chordata; Mammalia; Chiroptera; Miniopteridae
Gene: TTLL7
Product: tubulin tyrosine ligase like 7
Biological process (GO): protein polyglutamylation; microtubule cytoskeleton organization
Cellular component (GO): ciliary basal body
Molecular function (GO): tubulin-glutamic acid ligase activity; tubulin binding
Source: RefSeq, a predicted model, not a curated record